Messenger RNA from Exophiala mesophila, 1096 nucleotides. RefSeq lists its product as uncharacterized. Lineage: Eukaryota; Fungi; Ascomycota; Eurotiomycetes; Chaetothyriales; Herpotrichiellaceae. Bases 99 to 947 code for a protein of 282 amino acids. The transcript has 5 exons. The record is from RefSeq and is a predicted model, not a curated record.
CUCCUCUUGUCUGUCUACAAAGUGACUUUCGAAAUCUCCCUUCCCAUCCGAGUCUUGUAUUACGUUCCAUCCUCCCUGAGAACAAGUCCCCGACAAACAUGUCUUACAACGACGACGACAACGACACUCAACGCCGAGGCUAUGGCUCCAAUGACGGUAGCGGUGACAGCUAUGGCUCUUCUCGACAAGACGAUAGCGGGUACGGCGGUUACGGCGGUGGCGGUGAUAGUUACGGUUCAAGCGAUCGCACCGGCACCGGCUCCGGCACUGGCUUCGGCGGUGGAGACGAUAACUUCGCCGGUACUGGUACUGGUACUGGUGGUAGAGGCGACUCUUCUGGAUAUGGUCAGGACGAUCAAACCACCAGUGAUGGUGUAGGAGGUAGUGGCGGCGAUGCUUAUGGAUCCUCUCGUGGGGUCGGAGACGAUGAUAGUUAUGGCUCUAGUCGAUCAACAGGGCAAGGUUAUGGUGGUGGUGGUAGCGGCUAUGGUGAUGAUAGUGGGAUUGGCUCUGGAACUGGAUCUGGGAACACAAGACAAGGUUAUGGAGAUGAUGAUAAUAUCUCAUCUGGUCGAGGAGCCGGUGGUGGAGUAGGAGGGUCAGGAGGAGGAUUCGGUGGUGACGAUGAUAUCAAUACCUCUGGUGGUGGACGUACCGGAGGAGGAUAUGGCGGCAACGAUGAUUCCUACGGUAGUUCCACCGGUACCACUGGAUAUAGUGGUGGCGGCAAUGAUGACGACAAUACGGGCUAUGGCGGUGGCGGAGCCACAUCUGGACGCACAGCACAGGGCGACGAUGGCUACGGUGGCAGCGGCACCGGCGGUGACAACAGUAACGAUUCCACGGCAGGAAAAUUGCUCGAAAAGGCUGGAGGGCUUUUCAAUAGUGAUAAGUUACAGCAACGAGGGGCUGAGAAACGUCGUGAGGCUGGGUCGGAUGAUUAUUGAUUCAUCAGAUUUGAAUUCUUCGAUCAAUAAAGGGAUUGACGAAUUCGCACGACGACUAUUGAGCUCUUUCAUUUCGUCUGGUCAAACACAUAUAUGGGUAUAAUGCCACGAGACCUCAGCCAAGAUCAUGAAAACAUCUUUCCUUUCCA